Messenger RNA from Racocetra persica, 198 nucleotides. The record is from the annotation of a GenBank genome assembly. NCBI's taxonomy places the organism in Eukaryota, Fungi, Glomeromycota, Glomeromycetes, Diversisporales, Gigasporaceae.
AUGGCAACAGAUAAUGAUUCAAAAUAUAACAUCACCAAAAAUAACAAAGAUGAGCAAAAAUUAGAGAAUACUUUAAUUGGGCAUGGAGGAUUUGCUGUUGUUUAUCGUGUUGAACUUCAAAACUUAAACUGUGUAAUAAAGAGAUUAAAAAUUAAUAUAUAUAUAGAUGACGAAACUUUUAGACGAAUCAAACGUGAG